Messenger RNA from Acanthopagrus latus (yellowfin seabream), 3081 nucleotides. RefSeq names its product intracisternal A particle-promoted polypeptide (gene klhl27). The transcript has 10 exons. The coding region runs from base 224 to 2026 and encodes 600 amino acids. NCBI's taxonomy places the organism in Eukaryota, Metazoa, Chordata, Actinopteri, Spariformes, Sparidae. The record is from RefSeq and is a predicted model, not a curated record. Gene Ontology annotation, molecular function: actin binding.
AGAAAGGGCAACGUUAUCGGGCAUUGAUUCAUUGCGACUGAUAAUUCAUCGGCCAGACCAGUGUAGUCGAUCCAGACAAAAAGGAUUGACAGUCUGCAGGGCGACGGAAGUUGCCUGCAUCCUGCAUCAGUAAAGUUAUGGGCCUGUUUUAUGCCGAGACUCAGUAGAGAGGAGGGUUUGGGAAUACUGGCCCCCAUGUUAACACAGAGCUGCCCCCGCUGCCAUGUCCUCCGUCUCUGUGUCAACAUCCGCUUGUUGUGGUGGUGGUGGUGAUGCUGCCAUGGCUACCCAGGCGUGCGAGCAGGCUCUGCUGGCCUCAGACCGCUACGCCAGACUCAUCCUGGCCCAGAUGAACAAGAUGCGGCUCCGCACCGACUUCUGUGACGUGGGGCUGAAUGUGGGCGGCCGGGUCUUUAGGGUCCACCGGCUGGUGCUCGCCGCCAGCAGCCCGUAUUUCGUUGCUCUGUUCUCCGGGGGGAUGCGGGAGGCCGAUAAAGAGGAGGUGCAGAUCCUCGGAGUGGAGACUGAAGUCUUUGAGGUUCUGCUGGAGUUCAUAUACACAGGAGUGAUCAGUGUGACAGUGGAGAACGUCCAGGAGCUGAUGGUGGCAGCAGACAUGCUGCAGCUGAACGAGGUGGUGUCUAUCUGUGGAGAGUUCCUCAAGGGCCACAUGGAUCCGAUCAACUGUGUGGGCAUCUUUCAGUUCCUUGAGCUGAUUGCCUGCAUGGCUAUGCUAGAGUUCACCGAGAACUACAUUCAUGUCCACUUUCUGGAGGUGUGUGUCACAGAUGAGUUUAAGGGCCUGUCAAAGGAUCAGCUGGUGAGGCUGCUAAGAAGUGAAGAGCUAAGAAUUGAGGAUGAGUACCAGGUAUUCACUGCGGCCAUGGACUGGGUUCUCCAAGAUGUGGCAAAGAGGAAAAAACAUAUAGUGGAGGUGCUGGAACCAGUUCGCUUCCCUCUGCUUUCCCCACAGAGACUGUUCAAGUACAUAGAGGGUAUCACCGACUUCAGCCUGCGGGUGGCACUGCAGACUCUGCUGAAGGAAUACACUGAAGUAACAAAGUCACCCAAAGAAAAUAAGAUGUACAGUCAGCUCCAGCCAGCCAAGAUGAGACCCAGAAGAAAAGCCCGGAAAUACCUCUAUGCCAUAGGAGGCUACACUAGGCUGCAGGGCGGCCGCUGGAGUGACAGCCGGGCGUUGAGCUGUGUGGAGCGCUUUGACACUUUUAACCAGUACUGGACCACCGUGUCGUCUCUGCACCAGGCCCGCAGUGGGUUGGGGGUCGCAGUGCUGGAGGGCAUGAUCUACGUGGUUGGAGGUGAGAAAGACUCAAUGAUUUUUGACUGCACGGAGAGGUACGACCCAGUGACUAAGCAGUGGGCCGCUGUGGCGUCUCUGAACUAUCCCCGCUGUGGCGUUGGCGUCUGCCCCUGCCACGGAGCUCUCUACGCACUUGGUGGUUGGAUUGGCUCUGAGAUUGGGAAGACCAUGGAGCGAUACGACCCAGAGGAGAACAAGUGGGAGGUCAUCGGCAGCAUGGCCGUUCCACGUUAUUACUUUGGCUGCUGCGAGCUACAGGGGUUUAUUUAUGUGAUUGGAGGAAUCAGUGACGAAGGAAUGGAGCUGCGCUCCGCCGAGGUAUAUGACCCAAUGUCCCAUCGAUGGAGCGCCCUGCCCGUCAUGGUCACGCGUCGGGCCUAUGUGGGAGUCGCCUGCCUCAGUAACUGCAUUUACGCAGUGGGCGGCUGGAAUGAGGCGCUGGGUGCACUGGAGACAGUUGAGAAGUACUGUCCAGAAGAGGAGAAAUGGGUCGAGGUGGCCCCGAUGUCCACAGCUCGUGCAGGCGUGUCAGUGUCAGCAGUCAAUGGGCUGCUGUAUGCUGUCGGGGGUAGAGCCGCCAGCAGAGACUUCUCUGCCCCGGUGACCGUUGACUCUGUGGAAAUCUAUGACCCACACCUGGACACCUGGACCGAAGUCGGCAACAUGAUCACCAGCCGCUGUGACGGCGGGCUGGCUGUGCUCUGACGAUUGGAAUAUUAAGCUUGUGAGCCUCCAUAUCACCACCUGAAUCAUCCCAAAACUGCAUCGACUGAAGAAAAGCUGCACCUUAAGACAUUUCUGUCUCUAGUAGGCUUUCACAUUAUCAUAUAUGUUAUUUAUAUAUGGAUUAGACAUGUUUUCUUUAUUUUAUCUGUCCAGAACAUUUGGCAUUUGUUAAACAUAAGAUUAUGCCUAUUCAAAACUUGAGUAACUGCCAAAACUGCUCCCGAUCACACCGUUAUAUGACUUGCUUACGUCUUUAUUUUCAUCUCAGUUCAUUUCACAAGACUAUCAGCAUGCCAACAGACUUCUUUUUCUCUUGUGCAUAUCUGAAAGACAAAUCGAUGUGAUAAGGAUGUUUUUCACAUUGGAGAGGUCCUGCUUCGACUGGACCAGAGAGUUUUUCAACUCAAAUGAACUUGGAUAGGAUUUGAAAACACUGUUUUUAUAGUUUAAUUGUUCCCAAGAGAAAUGUUUGAAGUGAGUGCGUUGCUACUUGGAAGAUUUAUCAAACCACUUGAGCCUAUUCCGUAAUGGGACCAACGUUCCACAGAAAGUGAUUUCUGUAGAUAAUUAGUUACUUGAACAGUACACUACUGUUGUCACACCGGUGCAGUUGUUGCUCUGUAAUUUUCACUGGAUCCUUUUUGUAUAUAUGAUACUAUAAAUAAUAGUGCCUCUUGGUCACUAUUUACACUGAAAUCCAAGCAAGUGAAGAGUGCUUUAUCAUUUCACUCAUUAGUGGCACCUGAAGGUAUGGCAAUUUCCAUUUUAACUUUCUGAUGUUGAAAUACACAACAGUAACUACCAGACAAUGCACAAUGUAAGAGAUGUACAGUAUUUACCUUCUUUAUGGUAAGUAUUCAUGUUUCUCUCACUAGAUGUCGAAGCUCAUUAUAUUUGCAAACUGAGUGGAGCCGUUGCAAUGACAAUAUUCCCUAUCAUGUACUGUUAAUUGAUUGUUAAUUCAUUGUCACACAGUAGUAAUAACACAUCUUUUCCUGGUUGCUUUUUCUUCUCAAUAAAUUUGAUAAGAGUCA